GAAUAUCUUGAGUCUGACCGAUUUACCCCGAGUGCGACGUUUGCCUUUAUGCAGGGAGGUCGUGGAUCUUGAUUUAGCAAGAGCAGUCCUGAGUGAGGCUCUCAAUUGUGCAAGCACAAGAGGGGAGCCUGGAGGUAUGUGCGAAAUUGAUAUCCUGACGCCGUUCUUUGAGAAUAUCAACUCCUGGUGCAAGCUGACAGUUCUUGUUAUGCUGUCUUCCGAGUCAUGGCAACAAAAGAUGUCGUGUCAGGCCGACUUAUCGGAGCACGUAUUUGAACUAUUGAGGCCUACGAGACCUGGCUAUUUUAGUUUUUGCCAGCUCCUAGACAACCUCUGUGGUACUAUUCAAGUGUUUGAAUGGCUUCAUGGGAUAGAUUUUGAUCCAUUCCGCCAAUUCUUCAAAAUACAAUGGCGAUCGCAGAGGUUCUUAUACGACAAAACCAGAAGCCCGAUAUUUUUCUCAGUCAACUCUCUUUUCCAUAUGGAAAGGGAUUCCCGAUGCGAGUAUAACGGUGAUGACUCCACCCCCGAAGAUGAUGAGUUUGAAGGAACAAUUAUCGAGAUUGCGGCGCAGUUAGGAUGGCACCACCUCACAAUCCUGGCUUUCCUCAUCGACCAUGGUUCAGGGUUGUUCAAUCUAUCUGCAGUCCUCCAUUUAUUCUCCGGAAUGUGGUCACCGAUUGCUACUUUCUCCAGAGAAACCUUAUAUCCAGGCGUACAAGGUCCUUUUCCCGAUGAAAACGUUGUUCUUCGAAAGCUUCUACGAUUAGGAGCCGACCCUGACCUUACUUUAUACCGUCUCACGCCAUUGCAAAUAGCCACCGCGUGGUCGGAUGACGCUAAAGUAAGGAUCUUGUUGGAAUAUGGAGCUGAUCCUCACAUGAUUGGCAGUGUGGAUGGAUAUUCUUGGAGUUAUGAGAGCUUCAUGCUCUAUUGUAAUAAAAGGAUCCUCCCCCUAUAUAACAUCAGACCGCUUGAGAUUUGCAGGUCGGCUUUAGGAGAUCGUGCGGGCUGCUGGUGGUUGUGGUGGGAGACUCGCACUGACCGAAGUAUCGAGGGUAUCCUCUUGAGCUAUGAUAUUUAGGAUGAUGUGAAAGGGGCCACUUGACUUGGUCCGGCUUGGUAGUAAAAUAGUUUAGCACUCUCCACGGUCAACAACCUAGGUCUCUGUCAUAAAAUUAUAAGUACCCUAUAUGACGCGCUCGUCGCCAAGCUCACGAGGACGGUACGGCGCUAUACUAGGACUUGGAAUCUAGCUCGCCGCUCGCAAACCCGGCCUCUAACGCUUGUAUAGUAGUCGGCAACACAUAGGCCACCGAGAGCUAUAACCGGCUAGCACUACGCGACGACUUUACGGACUGC
Truncatella angustata is the source of this 1362-nucleotide messenger RNA. RefSeq lists its product as uncharacterized. The coding region runs from base 137 to 1084 and encodes 315 amino acids. The transcript is spliced from 3 exons. Lineage: Eukaryota; Fungi; Ascomycota; Sordariomycetes; Amphisphaeriales; Sporocadaceae. The record is from RefSeq and is a predicted model, not a curated record.